AUGAAAAACAUCUUGAUUUUGUUUAUCUUAGUCACUAUAAUAAAUGCAUUUCCAUUAACCUGCUCAGAAGCUGUGACUAUGGCAGAAUGCAAGGAUAUAAUUAAUGGAAUUCAUGAAUGCAUUUGGUAUGAAAAUACGUGUUAAUUGAAAUCCUGCUAAAAUUCUUAAAUCCCUUGUGAUGGAUUAGCUUAUAAAGGUGAACUCUGCGCUACUAGUAUUUAAGGAUGCAAAUCAGUCAAAUCUUGCUCAGAAAUUGACAAUUAACAAUCAUGCUCAUUAGUCAAACCAUAUGGAAUAGAAUGCCAUUGGGAAGAUUCAUGCAUAGUUAAGAAUUGUACUCACAAUUCACAAUCAAGUUGCAGAUAAACUAAUGGGGUGAAAUGCAUCUACUAAGAUCAAUAAUGUUCAUCAAUUAAACAAUGCUCUGAUAUUAUUGAAAAAUCAAGUUGUUUGCAAUCAUUAAUUCCAGAAAUAAAUUGCAUUUGGAUAGACAAUUAAUGUGUUGCAUAAACCUGUAAUCUCAUCCCAACUAAAGAAAAUUGUUUCAAUACUAGGAGGAAUUCAGAAAAAUGUUUUUUCACUCAAAAUAAAGAUCAAGAUAAUUAGUGUUUGAGUUGUUCCUAAUUAACUGAAUAAUGCAGAUGUAAUCAAUAUAGCAUUUUUGGUUGCCAUUGGUUAAAUAAUUCUUGUCAAGAAUUUAAAUUACAACUUGCAUGUAGUACUGAGGAUGAGUAAUAAUGUGUGAGUGAUAAAUAAUGCGUUUGGUAUAAACCGAUGAAUAAGUGUCUAACUAUCGAGAGUGCUUCAUUAAAUGACAGAGCUUGCGAUAUUUAUGUAUUUGGUUCCAUUUUACACAUUUGGAUACUCGUUGUUCUAAUAGUUUUUUGGUGA
Molecule: messenger RNA, 891 nt
Organism: Paramecium tetraurelia
Lineage: Eukaryota; Ciliophora; Oligohymenophorea; Peniculida; Parameciidae
Exons: 3
Source: RefSeq, a predicted model, not a curated record